AUGGCUAUUGAUCACAUGGUUCUCAAGGUCCCUGCCGACAAGUACCAGGAGACGCUCAAGUUUUACACCGAGGUGCUCAAGUCGCUCGACUACGAGCUCCGUCACUCUGUCGGCGACGUUGUUGCCGGACUCGGUCUCAAGUCUGGCCCCACUGGCGCCGCCGACCUGUGGCUCGCUUCCAGUGACGCUCCCAUUGAGAUGCACGUUGCCUUCCGCGCCGAGAACCGUGGUGUCGUCGAUGCCUUCCACGCCGCCGCGCUUGCCGCCGGUGGCAAGGACAACGGUGCUCCCGGCGUUCGCACCCAGUACCACCCCGACUACUACGCCGCGUACAUUACGGACCCCGUCGGCAACAACAUUGAGGCUGUCCACCACCACGCUCCUUAG
Akanthomyces muscarius is the source of this 387-nucleotide messenger RNA. RefSeq lists its product as uncharacterized. Lineage: Eukaryota; Fungi; Ascomycota; Sordariomycetes; Hypocreales; Cordycipitaceae. The coding region runs from base 1 to 387 and encodes 128 amino acids. The transcript has 2 exons. The record is from RefSeq and is a predicted model, not a curated record.